Sporisorium graminicola is the source of this 1563-nucleotide messenger RNA. RefSeq lists its product as uncharacterized. The record is from RefSeq and is a predicted model, not a curated record. The coding region runs from base 1 to 1563 and encodes 520 amino acids. NCBI's taxonomy places the organism in Eukaryota, Fungi, Basidiomycota, Ustilaginomycetes, Ustilaginales, Ustilaginaceae. The transcript has a single exon.
AUGAUCGCCGCAAUGAGGCCAUCGCAUGCGCAUUCGACUGCGCCAUCCGUCCACUCGAGACCAAGCUCACGUAACUCGUCGCAUACCAACUCAUCCACAAUCGCCUCUCCUUCCACGCAGUCCAAGACGGACAAGCUCGCUGCCAAGGUAUCCUCCAAUGUCGCCAACGGCGUCUCUGGCAAGAAAGCAUCAGCUGCCAAAAAAGCCGUCAAAUCGCAACGGCAAACCGCCUCCGCCGACACGUCCAAUCCCUCCGAAAAGCCCACACCUAUCCCCGGUCUCAUCACCCUCACCAAGCCAAUGACCGAAGAAAUGCAGUCAUCGAAGCAGCCGUCUGGCUCCUCCAAAGGCAAGAAGAGCAAAGAGGCCAAAUUUGCUGCCGACGAAGCCUCCUCGACCCCCAUCAAGACUUCACGUUCCAAGAAAUCCAAGUCGUCGCCGAAAGUGGACGCAUCCGAGAUGCUUUUGUCCAAGUCGGCUCCAUCUGCCACUCUCAGUCAUGUUCAGCAACCUGCGCAGAACAAGCACACGGGCAACGGCGCCGAGCAGGCGUCCGGUCUCACGUGGCAGCAAGAAAUGUUCAAGAACGCUUCCAACUCCAACUUGGACCUCUCGCAGCACGGCAGUGGCUCCAAGCGUCACAACAAGAAGUCGAACCCACAAGGUGCGACCACCAAGCACGACGGCAACCUGGCUCACCCUCAGAAGGUGGUCCAAGAUGGUCGUGACUCGCCUGCCUUGACUUGGCAGCAGGAGCUCCUGGGAGCCAAGAAGCGCACUGGGCCUCACUUUGACGUCUUUGCCGAUGCACGCGACGUCGAAACGUUUGGCGCUGAAGAUGGCUCUGCCCAUGGCCAUAGUCAAGCUAACGGCAAAGCUGGCAAGAGGCGACCCCGGGCUGGUAGUUUUGGCUCGGGCGCCGUCCAGAAGAACGGCAAGGGCCCCGGUAAGGGCCGCGGCAAUGACUUGCCUCUUCACAUCGACGACCUGUUCGAGUCGGCAAAGGGUGACGGUAUGGUCAAAUCCAAGUCUGCCCAAUCUCAGCGCAACGCCGGCGCUGCCGGCAGUGCUGCCCACCUGCCCACCCAAUAUCCCCCGCAUGGCGCGCCUAUCCACAUCGCGCCUUCCACGCCCGUCAAGAAGGCCAACAACAGCGCCAACCAGCAACAUCCCGCAGUGGCCGCCAUUGCCUACGCCGGUCCGAACUUCCACAACUCGCCCUCACCCGCCAGCCUGCCCGCUCCCAAGUUCCAGAAUCGUCUCAGCAAGAACAGCUCCGAGCUUGAGCAAGGCAGCCUGCGUCCUUCGUCGCUCGCAGCCGGUAGCAGUGGCGAGUCCGGUGGCAGCGACGAUGAUGAGGGAGAGCAAUUAACGCGUGACGUGCGUGGCGCUACCGCCCCAGCCGAGUUGACUGCAACUCCUUCCAAGGCGCCUACACCCGCAGCCUUGCCCUCUCGCAACACUGCUGCAGCUGAGUCGCCCGCACCCAAGCCUGGCAUGCAGCCGGGCGCGACUGUUGAGAGUCUUCUCGCUCGCAUGCUUGGAGGCGCACGUCUCAAUUGA